This is a messenger RNA of Carassius auratus (goldfish), 5351 nucleotides long. RefSeq names its product FERM, ARHGEF and pleckstrin domain-containing protein 2. Gene Ontology annotation, cellular component: cytoskeleton. The transcript is spliced from 27 exons. Gene Ontology annotation, molecular function: guanyl-nucleotide exchange factor activity; cytoskeletal protein binding. The record is from RefSeq and is a predicted model, not a curated record. The coding region runs from base 172 to 3297 and encodes 1041 amino acids. NCBI's taxonomy places the organism in Eukaryota, Metazoa, Chordata, Actinopteri, Cypriniformes, Cyprinidae.
GCAGGAUCUGUCUGAAGUGGUCGAAUCAGAGCGGAGCUCUGGCCGCAGUUCGCCUACAACGACGGUCGGACGUGUAACUUAUACAGAGUUGAAGAAAUACCAGGCGAAAAAGAAAAGGCAGGAGGGGGUAUAUGUGUGUGAGAGAGGGGGUAGGCUGCAUUGGGAGCAGCUAUGGGUGAGAUAGAUGGCACCUACCGCUCCUUGCAGACCCCUGCAGGGACACGGCUCGGGGCUCAGUACAACACAGGCAUCAGCACCCUGGAGCCCGGGCAGAGCCUCAGUUCGGCUAUGGGAGCAGGAGGGAAAGGCCACAACAAGAGCCUGGAGAUCCGCGUCCAGGGCCUAGAUGAUGCUCAGGAGUUCUAUGAGCUCGAGUCAAAAGCGGAUGGGCAGACUCUUUCAUCUGAAGUGUACAGACGGAUCAAUCUCAUUGAGAGCGAUUAUUUUGGUCUGGAGUUCCAGAACCUGCAGAUGAACUGGGUUUGGCUGGAGCCCACCAAGCUCAUAGUGAAACAAGUGAGACGGCCAAUGAACACACUCUUUCGGCUGUCGGUGAAGUUCUUUCCUCCAGAUCCUGGUCAGCUUCAGGAGGAGUUUACUAGGUACUUGUUUUCUCUGCAAAUCAAGAGGGAUCUAAUGGAGGGACGACUGAACUGUACGGAAAACACUGCUGCCCUGCUGGCUUCUCAUUUGGUGCAGUCUGAGAUUGGUGACUACGAUGACAUAGCAGACAGGGAAUUUGUGAAGAUGAAUAAACUGCUGCCCUUUCAGGAGCGUGUGCAAGAAAAGAUAAUGGAGCUCCACCGCAGACACAUUGGACAGACUCCAGCAGAAUCAGAUUUCCAGGUUCUGGAGAUUGCUCGUAAAUUGGAGAUGUAUGGGGUUCGCUUUCAUCCUGCCGCUGACCGAGAAGGCACCAAGAUCAAUCUGGCUGUCGCACACAUGGGCCUGCAGGUUUUUCAGGGCCACACCAAAAUCAACACCUUCAACUGGUCUAAGAUUCGGAAGCUGAGCUUCAAGAGGAAACGAUUUUUAAUUAAAUUGCACCCAGAAGUUCAUGGUCCUCAUCAGGAUACGCUGGAGUUUCUAAUGGGCAGUCGAGAUCAGUGUAAGAUCUUCUGGAAGAACUGUGUGGAAUAUCAUUCUUUUUUCCGUCUGUUUGAUCAGCCUCAGCCCAAAUCCAAAGCCAUCUUCUUCAGCAGAGGAUCCUCCUUCAGAUACAGUGGGCGCACACAGAAGCAGCUUGUUGAGUAUGUGAGGGACAUCGGGUUGAGAAGAACUCCUUACCAGAGGAGGAACAGUAAGGUUUGCAUGUCGACACGUUCCUUGGCUUCUGAUGUGCCAAAACAGAAUCUGUCUUUUAAUGACAGUCUAAGGUCUCCAGUACCUCCUUCCUCUGUCACCGCCUCCUUCCACUCGCUGCAUGCCCCCAGCUCACCCAUGCGGAUGGAGACCCCGAACCAGCACGUGCAUCUCCAGCAGACACAGCAGCCCGCCAGAGCCCCCAGCCCACUGCAGCAGGACUCCAUCGAGACCAACCCCCAAUCCACCUAUGCCUUCCCAGACUCUACUGACAUCCCACAGCUCUCUCCCUUCAACACCAAGGGUCCUCUGUGUAUGUCGCCCUCUUUCCAGAUGUCCACUCUCAGUCUUCCCGGCCAGGCGCCUUCACCGCUGCAGAGCCCCUUCCUGAAUGAGGUGGGCACUGCCAGACUUGAGGAAGACGAAGAGGGCAGGAGGAAGAGAUAUCCCACCGACAAAGCCUACUUCAUUGCUAAGGAGAUUCUGACAACAGAGCGGACUUACCUGAAGGAUCUGGAGGUCAUCACAGUGUGGUUCCGGAGUGCAGUGAUUAAAGAAAACGCAAUGCCCGAGGGUCUCAUGACCCUACUGUUCUCCAAUAUUGACCCCAUCUACGAGUUCCACAGAGGUUUUCUCAAAGAGAUUGACCAAAGGCUGGCUCUCUGGGAGGGGCGCUCUAAUGCUCAUGUAAAAGGAGACUACCAACGAAUUGGAGACGUUAUGCUGCGCAACAUGUGUGCUCUGAAGGAGUUCGUAGGCUAUCUGCAGAAGCAUGAUGAGGUGUUAACGGAGCUUGAGAAAGCCACAAAGCGUGUGAAGAAGUUGGAGACGGUGUAUAAAGAGUUUGAGCUGCAGAAGGUGUGCUACCUGCCUCUCAACACCUUCCUGCUGAAACCCAUUCAGAGACUCAUGCACUACAAACUCAUCCUGGAGCGUCUGUGUAAGCAUUACGCUCCCCAGCACAGAGAUUACGAUGACUGCGAAGAGGCUCUGAAAGAGGUUGCAGAGAUCGCUGCUCGGCUGCAGAGCAGUCUGAUUCGACUGGAGAACUUUCAGAAGCUGACUGAACUUCAGAGAGAUCUGAUUGGCAUUGAGAACCUUACGGCUCCGGGGAGAGAAUUUAUCAGGGAAGGUUGUCUCUACAAACUCACCAAGAAGGGUCUGCAGCAGAGGAUGUUUUUUCUCUUUUCAGACAUGCUGCUAUACACAAGCAAAGGGGUGACUGCAACCAAUCAGUUCAAAGUUCAUGGACAGCUUCCCCUGCAUGGGAUGAUUGUGGAGGAGAGUGAGAAUGAGUGGUCCGUUCCUCACUGUUUCACCAUAUAUUCUGCUCAGCGGACCAUUGUGGUGGCAGCUAGCUCCAAAGUAGAGAUGAACAAAUGGAUUGAAGAUCUGAACAUGGCUAUUGACAUGUCAAAGAAAUGUCAAGAGAAAUCAGAUCUUCUGUUGGACCCAAACCUGUGUGAUCGUUCCAACAGAUCAUCAGAUGAAGUGUCUCUGGAGCAGGAGUCAGAGGAUGACAUGAACUCUUCCCGCUGCUCUCUGGACAAGCAGAGCCACCACAGGGCCAACACCACCAUGCAUGUGUGCUGGCACCGCAACACCAGCGUCUCUAUGUCUGACCACAGCCUAGCCGUGGAGAACCAGCUGUCUGGUUACCUCCUAAGGAAGUUCAAGAACAGCAACGGCUGGCAGAAACUCUGGGUCGUCUUCACCAACUUCUGCCUGUUCUUCUAUAAGACACACCAGGAUGACUUCCCUCUGGCCAGUCUGCCGUUGCUGGGUUACACAGUCAGCACCCCAGGAGAAUCGGAUAGCAUCCAUAAGGAGUAUGUCUUCAAGCUGCAGUUCAAAUCCCAUGUUUACUUCUUCAGGGCAGAGAGCGAGUAUACAUUUGAAAGAUGGAUGGAGGUGAUCAAAAGUGCAGCGAGCUCCGUGGGACGCAUGAGUCUGCUUGCACCCAAAGGCCCAGCAGAGAUGAACGGGGGAAGCUGAUUGUGUCAGACAGGUUUCCUGGAGCCGAGGGCUGGGCCCACUGUCUGCCAGAACCAAACACAGCAUCAUUUUAUCCCUUCUGAUCUGAGAAGCAUCAUCAUCAUCAUAACUUGAUUCUUGACUCUGGACUGUUAGGUCUCUGCUUGCUGGGAGUUUGAGCUGCUUAUAGAAACCUCGGACCGGAGCAGUUGGUCGGAAAUUAAGCGCUCUGUAAUUCUGUCCCGCCGUUUCUUUUCUCCUCGUCUUUUCACUAAUGAAACAAAAAGUGGGCAUCUUGCUGUUCUAGAAGCAUAUUAGACUGAAAUAAUUCUUAUAGAAACACAAUAGACUGAAUUAAGUGAAGAUUGUGUGUUUUCCUUAAAGAUCCAGAGAUAAUCUUGCUAAGGUUACUCUUAUUGCUGUAUAUAGAGGAAUCUGUCAUUAGGAUGAUAUUUAAUGACUCUUGUUACUCCAGUUUAUUCAGUAGAAAUCUAGUCCCACAGGACCACAACAAUAGUUUCUAUUAUUUGUCCUGGGACAACCUGACUGAAUACUACUGAAUGGAGUGUUGACAAACAGAGGGUUUGUAUUACGUUUAGCUGGUACAGUAAGUGAGAUAAAGGACUAGCGCUGUAAAACGUGUCUCGCUGAUGAUGAAACCGUGUAAAGUUAGUCCGAGAGCAUGUUUACAGCGCGUAGCUCAGAAACUGGAGUUCUGUGAUCGUGAGAUGUUGGUACAGGAAGGAAUCAGUGAGGAAUAGAAAUGUUAUUUUGAUGUUGAGGCAGCUGAAUUGGCUUGUACAGUAUGUGCUGUCCUCUUCCAGAGUUGGUUAAAGCAUGUCCUGUAGGUCAUUAUUAAGUGACUGUUACUGUUUAGGGGAUUUUUAAGUUCUUUUUGAUCUCACGGCAUCGAUUUUCGUUCAACCUGAAAACCUAAUCCGAUAUUUAUUUUAAAGUGAAGACUGACCAAAAAACAACUAACCAAACUAAAUGUAAUGUUUUAAAUGAUGUAUUCACAAAUGUCACUCAUUUAGAUUUUCGGAAUACUUGACGGAUAAUAAGCUCCAGUCUAAACUAAGUCAUCCGAAGUGUAGUAUUGCACUUUUCUCUUGGUUUCUGCCAUUUACACACAGGGAAGAGGAAAUGGUUCUGGUGAAGUUCACGUUUGGUCAAAGUUGAAGUUAAAACGAAACGGUCAGCCACUAAAUCCAACAUUUAAACUGGGAUCCCUAAAACUGCUUGUUUGCCUAUUAUAUUGUAUAUGAGAUGUUUUUUUUGUUUUUUAAAGCAUAUUAAUAGUUCAUUCUCUACGAUCUAUUAAUCAACAAACAUUUUUUUUUCUUUCUUUUCACUAUAAAUGUUACGGUCUCGUUUUGUUGGAAGGCCAGUUGAGUUAUUUGUUUCAGUAGCAUGAUGAAGCUCCAGUGUUUUGUUUACUUGUCUGCUUCACUUUAUGAAGAAGAUCUGUACGACAUCUGAUUUGGGAGACAUUUUUUUUUUUUUUUUUGCCUUUUUGGAUUAUUGGUUGUAUUUAUAAGGCUUUUGGCUUUGUCCGUUCAACAUGCUGUACAGGGUCCAACCAAAGACCUGAAGAAGUCUUGCGUAAGCCUGAAAAAGGUUUAACACAUUAAGCAGUGUUGCUUUGUAUAUUCAUAACAAUAAACUGUAUGCAGCUAUCAUCUCGACAUGAGCUCAGCUAGUCUGAUGUGUUCACUAAUGCACUGUUUGGGCUCAUGGUCUCCACCCAUUUUUGUACAUUUUAUGGUGCAAGGACUGGAAUCAUUUUCUUCCUCGUUUUUCUGUAUCUGGCAAUAAGAAGGAUGGAUGAAGGGUUCUUUUCCAUCCUGGAUUGCUAAGCAUGAGAAAAGGGAGUUUACUCAAAGACCUCGGUUUCCUGUCUCAUUCAGAGGCGUUAAACUGAGUUUUGAUGAAAUCACUUUUUCCAGCUUUCCUAUUUAUUUUGUGUAGCAUGCUGCUGAGGCGUUGCUCCUGUACACACUGCAUAUAGUACGUUUCAUGUUAUGACACUGAAGGGAUAAAAAUAUCAAAUAAAACAGAACUGUGUAAACGUUUAA